UUUAUUUCCGUGACUUGUUUAUUUGCUUUUGUGUUUAUUUUCGACUUUUUUUAAUUUGUUUUCGUUAUUAUGUUUCGUUAUUUACUUGGAGUUAGGCAUCGCAAUUUAGACCUGGUGCGGGGAAGAGUAUUGACGUCGUGAGGAGUAGUUUCCGAUGGUUGCCCGCCUAUGGACGGCGGAGCUGCAGCGGCCGCCAAGUGGGGUGACUGCCAUGUGUGACCAGCACUACAUGGAAUGGUACAUCCGGCACUCGCACCCGAGGUUGAUCAAAGACAUCGACGACGCAGAUGAUGACGAUGUGCCACCUGCCACUGCCUCUUAUGCGUGGAUGGGCAAGAUUAUGCAGUUGGGACACCGACUUUUUGAGGAAAGGGACUGCAUGACGAGUGCAUCAGGCAGAGCUGUUAUUGACGAUCUGGAACGGACCCUUGAGCAGUGGCAGUGGGCGUCACAGAGGGAUUACUGAUAUUUGAAAUUAGACAUUAUCUUUCUAGUUUGUAAUAUUUGAAAUUAUUGUUCUUAGUUUUUAAAAUUCAAUAUUAUCUUUUUAGUUUGUAAUAUUUGAAAUU
This is a messenger RNA of Chenopodium quinoa (quinoa), 569 nucleotides long. RefSeq lists its product as uncharacterized. NCBI's taxonomy places the organism in Eukaryota, Viridiplantae, Streptophyta, Magnoliopsida, Caryophyllales, Amaranthaceae. The coding region runs from base 155 to 466 and encodes 103 amino acids. The transcript is spliced from 2 exons. The record is from RefSeq and is a predicted model, not a curated record.